GGCCAUAGCUCUCCAUGCUGUGUCUGAAGAUUGUUAAAGUCGUGACCCAGACAGCCCUCCGCAUUCUCCUACCAGCGCUAGCUCGUAUCAUGGGGGUGAACCUGAGGAGUGGGGCAACCUCCCCAGAAUCCCAGUGCUCUGAGGAUUCCUUAGGCAGUCUGGAUGAGAGAGAGAAAAGGCUGCUGAUCAGUGAGAUGAACUACUGGACUAAGGAGAGGAGGAGGAAUGGCAGUGCAGGGUGCCGCCAAAAAUCCACCCGCAGGACCUCAUCACCAUGCUGUUCGCCUAAGAGGUCCCAGACCUCAUUGCAGAGCUUGCCUGCAACUGGAGAGGCUACACUCAUGGAGGAGCCUCUGAAGGCUCUUUUUGGGGUAACGGAAGAGAGCCUCCUGAUAUCCCUGGUUGAGGGUCACUCCAACCCCAGCUCCUCCGAGUUGAGCUGUGCUAUCGUGGGGGAGGUGGUACACCAGCUUAACUCUGGCCUCUCAGUGGCCAUUCAGGCCAGCCCGGGGUGUUGCCCCCUUAUGGACAGUCAGGACAUAGCAGCAGGCAAGGAGGUCAUUCGGGUAGCCUCGGUGCAGAUCCUGGCCGAGCUACAGAGCCAAACGUCUGAGCCAGAGUGGGUAGGGUUUAUCGAGCCCCUCAUGGACCCUGUGACCGAUGAUGUGCUGGAUGCCAUUGUCGGCACAAUGGACAAAAUGGCACAGGACUUCAACAUCCUAUUGGAUCUGGCCAAGAAGAUGACAAUCUUGGGGUCUAAAUUUCUGACCAAUCUUCAAUGUGACCUUGAUGUUGAGUGUCCACCUGGGAAAGAAGGGACCACUCACUUUCUCAAAGAGACUGGAUCCUCUACCAGUGUGGUGGCCAGAAAGAUUCAGACCCUCUCUAGCCCCGACUUUCAGUCUAAAGCCCUGAAGGCGGUGAACACCAUCCUUACAAGGAAAGUCAGCAGCUCUUCUGGCAUGGCUCCUUCCUCUAGGCCUUCUAGUGCUGCUCCUAGCCUUACUGAAGCCCCCCUGAAUACCAGCUGCACAGCCCUGACAUCUGUAACCUCCACUGCCACAUUGAUUGUUAAGGCAUUUGUGGGAGGCAUGGAGACGAUAGCAUCAUUUGAAGGCACAUGUGAAGCAGUUGAUUGGCCAGUUCCUGUAAAUGAGCACACUACAGGAUCUUCACAGAUGAUAACUUUCUCUCUAGCCCGCACACUCUACGGCCGUAUACGAGCAAAGCUGAGGGACCUUUUAACUCUAUCCACUCGAUGACUAUACUAUUUCCCAGUCACCCUCACCCAAUGAAGACUUGAGCGUGAGUACUCAAUAUUCUCAACUGAGCUCAGAAGAGAGUGUCAGAAUCACAGAAUCCUCUACUAGUCUGAUUCAGAGCAUUAAGAAGCUCUCUAGCAAUGACUUCCAGACUCAGGCAGAAGAAGCAGUGAGUAAAGUGCUGAUGAGAUCCAGUCAUUCCUUUAUCACACAGAUCAGCCAUACUGGUCUUCAGAAAAGUCUGCAGGCUGGCUUAUCAUCUAGCUCACCAUCGGAGAUCCAUGUCCUUUCAGAAUCCAUGUCCUCCAUGUCCUCUGAGAAUACAGCCUCUGGAUUAGUGGAAACCUUUGUCAAAGGAAUGGCUACUAUUUUCCAGAAAAAUGAGUCCACUGACACUGUGCUACUGGAAAGAAGUGGGAGAGUUUCGCAGUGCUCCCACGGGGGCUCCCAACUGGAUGAUACUGAAUUGAGUGUUAAAAUAUCAGAAUAGAAGCUUUGGUCAACAGCUAAGACCAUCUGUGUCAGUAUGAAGAACACACUUAAGGAUUUCUUCACAGGGCUGAAGCCAUCCGGAUCCGAAAGGACAGAAAAUGCUUCUUCCAAAGAGACCCUUGGGGAAAUCCUGGUUGCUAUCCAGAGUGAAAUCUCAAACUUAGGGCGAAUGAAGGAUUCCAGGGAGCUCCUUCAGAUCAAUGAGAUGUUAGGAACUAUGCUGAAGGAGGUUGAGAAAAGUGAGGAUGACAGUGAACACGUCUGCCAAGACAUCCCUAGAACCUGUUCAUCUUUGUCCACUUCUUUAAAUGGUCGUAGUUCCUUGUCCAGCUCUUCAAAGGGUCCUAGGUCAGAGUGUGAGUUAGAGAUCAAUCUCCCUGGCACUCCCAUCCCUGACCAAGUGCCUUUUGGUCUGACUUGCCCCAUCGUCAGGAGCUCCUGCAUCGACACCAGAGUCUCUAAAAUGCCAGAGAUUUCUUCAAGUGACCUAAAGACAAAGAUGAUGGCACACACAGAUGAACCCCUGCAUCGUAACAGUCCAAUGACUGACAGCAGUCAGAGUGCUAAAGCCUCUUUUCGAUCCUCCACUACGUCUUUCACCAGCAAAGGAACCUCUUUGGUACCAAAGGGAAAUGGGAUUGACAUUGAAGAGAAGGAGGUGUGCAUCCGCAGCAGCUCUGUCCAUCUGAGGGAGCUCUUAAUCACCCCGGACAUCAGCAGUGCCACUGCAUUCCCACUGCAGUACUUGAUGGACUCCAGCAAAGAUGAUGGCAUCUGUUUUGUCACCAUACUGGUGAUAAGGUUGCUAUCGGAGAUCAGACCCUCAGCCCUAGAUGGACCCUCCCAACAGGCAGCAGAUCUGACAGAAACAUGUCAGCAACUCAUCAGACAAGUCCUGUCUGAGUUCUGUGCUGCAUCCAGAUUCUCCAGGACACAGGCAUAUUCCCAGAACCUAAACAUCCAAAGGGUGUUCAGAGGUGUACAUAAAAACCUCAUGGAGGAGUUUGGCUCUUAUAACACCCUGCAAGCAGCUAUUUCCUCCCAGGACCCUGCAUUUGACAGAGUCCUGGUAAAGUCCUUGACCCAGCAGCUGGUACAGGGAUGCAAGGAGGCGUCAAGACCAGCUUCUGCUGCAACAAACCCAUCAGACCAGGCUGAGACAGAGAGGGGGGCUGAGCAGAAAGCAAGAAGGAGCUUCCUUUGCUUUUCAAUGACCAAACUCGGGAUCAACUUCAAGCGUUCCAAGAGAGGAAACAAAAAGGACUGCCAUUCAGUCCAGGAACAGACUGAGAUUCCCUCUACUGAUGCACAUUGCAUAGCUCCAGUUGGAGAGGUUUCUCCCUCCAUAUCUCAGCUUGUCAAAAAACGAUCCUUGAUUGUCAGGGUCUUUUCAGCAAUGAUGAAGCCAUUCAGGCGCUUCACCAAGAAGAACCUGUAACCUGUUACGCUGCAUGAAGAACUACUUUUGUAACAGCAAGUCUUUUGACAAGAGGAAUUUCUGCAUGUCUACCCUUUCAAAGUCUAUUUGAUCAAAUAAAUGCAAAUGAUUUUACAA
Messenger RNA from Oncorhynchus kisutch (coho salmon), 3309 nucleotides. RefSeq lists its product as uncharacterized. The transcript is spliced from 4 exons. Bases 1789 to 3192 code for a protein of 467 amino acids. The record is from RefSeq and is a predicted model, not a curated record. NCBI's taxonomy places the organism in Eukaryota, Metazoa, Chordata, Actinopteri, Salmoniformes, Salmonidae.